GGAUGGCACUGCUGACACUUGUCACUUCCCUCAAUCUAGUUUCCACAGACACCAGACGAGCGCUCGGCUUCAAUGUUUCCCAGUUUCGUGGUGAUCAGCUAUCUUUCAGGUCAGCUAAUUACGUUUAUAAAUUCCCUGCAAUGAGUAAGUUGCCCUAUCCGAACGAUGAGCGCCACUAUCGGAAUCAGCUUUUGUGUGAGCGAUUGCAGCAGCAGCAGCAUCUGCACCAUUACAACCGCGCCAGAGGAACGCCCGAGGAGCGGGAUAGCGCGAAUGAAGAUGGCGUACCGCCCGCCAUCAUGCAGCCGCGCACGACGAUGGCCCGCUACCCGGAGCUGGUGAGACGCACGCAAGGUCGUGGCCGUCCCCGGCAGGACCAUCCCAUCUACACGCUCUCGCAUCCCGGCGGUGACGGUAUCGAGACGGACGGUGACAUUGACGAUACGCUGUCGGAGUUUGCGGGAGGCUGGUAUACGCCGCGCCUUCGCCGCUCCUCCCGGCCCUCCUCGAUGCGUGCCUCCACGAUGAAGAAGCUGAACGAAUGGCUCGACGCUUACCAGCAGGACCGGGGCAAAGGUCGCAGCAUGACCGAUCUGCGCCUUGCCGGGUACGGUUCCAGCGAGGAGGAUGAAAACCUGCGGGCGCCAAGGGAUUUUUUAGACGCCGGAAAACCCAACGACUUGCAGCAGGAAGGUGAAACAUUGAACAAAGAGCCAGUGGAAACCAAACCCCAGGAAUCGGAGCCACCGGAGAUGCAGGAAGUCACUGCGCCGAAACCCAACACGACAAGCACGAACGAUGCUGGAUACGGAUGGGUCGGCAAGCUGUUGUCGAUGUUGCUGCACCUUGCCGAGCUGCUGCUGCCGAUAUCGCUCCAGAUGCUGACGUUCCUGAAGAACCACACGAAAACGGCCCUGCUGUACCUUUGGGGCCGCUUCGUUCAACCGUUCGUUGCGGACGGUUCGCCGGCAAGGAACGAUGCAAAGGCGACAGUCGUGCUGCUGCUCGUGCUGCCACUGAUCGCCGUGCUGGGAGUAGCGUAUGGGGCGAUUUGCAUACUUUACUGGUUGAAUCGAUCGCUGCUGAUUGAACCGAAUCGUCUCCAAAUCUAGGUUUUUGCUCUUUGUCGAGUUCUUAUCGGUCGUAAGACAUCUUCGUAGGAAUAUUGAAAAUAGAACCCCCGAAACCUUGGAGCACAAUCGAUGGUUAAUGCAGCCUGAAAAUACCGAGUUUUACAUAAGUAAGAGCUUAAACCAGUUCCUGGUCGUCGCGAACGAAAUGGGCGAAAUGGGCGAAAUAAAUAAUUCCUUUCCAUCAAAUGGCGAAGCAAACUAA
Anopheles arabiensis is the source of this 1335-nucleotide messenger RNA. RefSeq lists its product as uncharacterized. The transcript is spliced from 2 exons. The record is from RefSeq and is a predicted model, not a curated record. The coding region runs from base 3 to 1112 and encodes 369 amino acids. NCBI's taxonomy places the organism in Eukaryota, Metazoa, Arthropoda, Insecta, Diptera, Culicidae.